CCCUCAAACUCCAAUGCCCUCCUCACCUUGCCGCGCCCCCCCACCCCGUGAAUGAUAAAUGACCUUGGCUGGGGCCAGAGAAUGGAUGCUGCCUCUGUGCGCCUGGACUUGAGUUGGGAGGGGGGAGUGGAGGAAGGGCAGGUGAAGGAGGGAGGGAAGAGACGGAAGAACGGAAAUGCUGGGUACCAAGAACUGAUAAACGGCCAGGCUUGGGGGCAGGAUGGCGGGGGCUGGAGGCAGUUGCUCCGGAGCAGGGGGGAGGGGGUGCUGAGUGAUGGUGGGCACUUGUCCAGCAGCAGAAUCCAAGAUCUCCAGAAUCUCCUGGAAGAGAAGUAGCAGCCUUUUCUGAGUUACCCUGGCUCCCCAGCUUAGCCUCCCCAACCUGGCUUCCCCUCCCUUUCCUGUUCCCCCGCUCCCCCUCUCCCUUCCCAAUGCACCCAACUGAGCUGGCUGUGGGCCAGAGCGCCUCUCCCGCCUUUCCUCCCCUAGACACUGGUCUAUUAGGCCAGGUCCUGUUUCCUCCUAUUCUGUGCCCAGAGAUACUCGAACACAUUUCAUCUAAGUAACUGGGAGAAGAGGUCUUUCUGACUCCACGAGUCCUUGCACAAACUCUGAAUAAGGAGUUGGGGAGCUCCUGUGAAGCAUUCCCAAAGCCCCAUCAUGGAAGAGGGCUUCAGAGACCGGGCGGCUUUCAUCCGUGGGGCCAAAGACAUUGCCAAGGAAGUCAAAAAGCAUGCAGCCAAGAAGGUGGUGAAGGGCCUGGACAGAGUCCAGGACGAAUAUUCCCGGAGAUCCUACUCCCGCUUUGAGGAGGAGGAGGAUGAUGAUGACUUCCCCGCCCCUGCUGACGGCUAUUACCGCGGGGAAGGGGCUCAGGAUGAGGAGGAAGGUGGCGCAUCUAGUGAUGCCACCGAGGGCCAUGAUGAGGAUGAUGAGAUCUACGAAGGGGAAUAUCAGGGCAUCCCUCGGGCAGAGUCUGGGGGCAAAGGCGAGCGGAUGGCAGACGGGGCACCCCUGGCAGGAGGGAGGGGCGGCUUGGGUGAUGGGGAAGGCCCCCCUGGGGGGCGAGGAGAGGCACAGCGGCGGAAAGAGCGGGAAGAACUAGCCCAGCAGUACGAAGCCAUCCUGCGGGAGUGUGGCCAUGGCCGCUUCCAGUGGACACUCUAUUUCGUGCUUGGUCUGGCGCUGAUGGCUGAUGGCGUCGAGGUCUUCGUGGUGGGCUUCGUGCUGCCCAGUGCUGAGAAGGACAUGUGCCUGUCUGACUCCAACAAAGGCAUGCUGGGCCUCAUUGUCUACCUGGGCAUGAUGGUGGGAGCCUUCCUCUGGGGAGGUCUGGCUGAUCGGCUGGGUCGAAGACAGUGUCUGCUCAUCUCACUCUCAGUCAACAGCGUCUUCGCCUUCUUCUCAUCCUUUGUCCAGGGUUAUGGCACUUUCCUCUUCUGCCGCCUCCUUUCUGGAGUUGGGAUUGGAGGGUCCAUCCCCAUUGUCUUCUCCUAUUUCUCGGAGUUCCUGGCCCAGGAGAAACGCGGGGAGCACUUGAGCUGGCUCUGCAUGUUUUGGAUGAUCGGUGGAGUGUACGCAGCUGCUAUGGCCUGGGCCAUCAUCCCGCACUACGGGUGGAGCUUUCAGAUGGGGUCCGCUUACCAGUUCCACAGCUGGAGGGUCUUUGUCCUCGUCUGCGCCUUUCCUUCUGUGUUUGCCAUUGGGGCUCUGACCACACAGCCUGAGAGCCCCCGUUUCUUCCUGGAGAAUGGGAAGCAUGAUGAGGCCUGGAUGGUGCUGAAGCAGGUUCAUGACACCAACAUGCGAGCCAAGGGGCAUCCUGAGCGAGUCUUCUCAGUCACCCACAUUAAGACAAUUCACCAGGAGGAUGAGUUGAUUGAAAUCCAGUCAGACACAGGGACCUGGUACCAGCGCUGGGGGGUCCGAGCCUUGAGCCUAGGAGGGCAGGUUUGGGGGAACUUCCUCUCCUGUUUCGGUCCAGAAUAUCGACGCAUCACUCUGAUGAUGAUGGGCGUGUGGUUCACCAUGUCGUUCAGCUACUAUGGCCUGACUGUCUGGUUUCCUGACAUGAUCCGCCAUCUCCAAGCAGUGGACUAUGCAGCCCGCACCAAAGUGUUCCCAGGGGAGCGUGUAGAGCAUGUGACUUUUAACUUCACCCUGGAGAAUCAGAUCCACCGAGGGGGACAGUACUUCAAUGACAAGUUCAUUGGGCUGCGUCUGAAGUCAGUGUCCUUUGAGGAUUCCCUAUUUGAGGAGUGUUAUUUUGAGGAUGUCACGUCCAGCAACACUUUUUUCCGCAACUGCACAUUCAUCAACACCGUGUUCUAUAACACUGACCUGUUUGAGUACAAGUUCGUGAACAGCCGUCUGGUGAACAGCACAUUCCUGCACAACAAGGAGGGCUGCCCCCUAGACGUGACAGGGACGGGCGAAGGCGCCUACAUGGUGUAUUUCGUCAGCUUCCUGGGGACGCUGGCUGUGCUUCCUGGGAACAUUGUGUCUGCUCUGCUCAUGGACAAGAUCGGCAGGCUCCGAAUGCUCGCUGGCUCCAGCGUCAUGUCCUGUGUCUCCUGCUUCUUCCUGUCCUUUGGGAACAGCGAGUCGGCCAUGAUCGCUUUGCUCUGCCUUUUUGGGGGGGUCAGCAUUGCAUCCUGGAACUCGCUGGACGUGCUGACUGUUGAACUCUACCCCUCGGACAAGAGGACCACAGCCUUCGGCUUCCUGAAUGCCCUGUGUAAGCUGGCAGCUGUGCUGGGGAUCAGCAUCUUCACAUCCUUUGUGGGAAUCACCAAGGCUGCCCCCAUCCUCUUUGCCUCAGCUGCCCUUGCCCUUGGUAGUUCUCUGGCCCUGAAGCUGCCUGAGACCCGGGGGCAGGUGCUGCAGUGAGGGAGCUUCUGGGGCUUUGGGGGUGGCAGGCACACUGUGAGACCAACAACUCCUUCUUUCCCCUCCCUGCCCUGCCAUCAUGGCUCCCAGAGCCCUCUUUCCCCACUCGCCCGUGUUUGGUGUCUUAGCUGUGUGUGUGUAUGUGUGUGUGUGUGUGUGUGAGAGAGAGAGAGAGAGAGAGAGAGAGAGAGAGAGAGAGAGAGAGAGAGCGCGUGCGCGCACAUGUGUGUGACCCCGUGGGCAGGGACUACAGGGAAGGCGCCUCCAUCCCAGUGUUGGGAUGCAGAUCUACUCCCCACCUCCUACCACCCUCCACUUUGCACAAGAGAAGGCUCGGCCCCACCCUUCUCCCCCAGUGUUAGUGAGAGGCCCCUGCGCUUCCUGGCUCCUGGGGCUAUGGAUCAGGCUUCCUGCCUUCCCCUCAUCCCCUCUGCCUGUGCCCUAGCGAAACCACAGGCAUAUGACCAUCGGGGGGCUGGGGCUUUGUGUAGACCACGGACCAAAAGAACUUCUUAGAGUCGGAGGGGCCUCCGGUGUCCCUUCACACCUGCUGGAUGCUGGGGGAGCAGCAGUAAAUCUCAGUGCCCUGGCCUCUGCUUCCUCAGUUUGGGCUCCAAGUAAGAAACCUGAAUUUUAUGAAAUUAGCUUUCUGAUUCUUAUUUAUUUAUAUAUUAGGUUCUGAGGCAGCUCAGCAGGACUGUGUGUGUGUGUGAACAUGAACACGUGUGUACACUUUUGUAUGCAUGUGUAUGUGCCGUGGGCCGGGGGUGUGACUAUACUGUCCUGAAAUACAAGCCAAGGAUAAUUUCAGUGGACCCACACACAGCCCUGCUUCCCACAGUAUCUCCUCUCAUCUUGUUUCUGGGCCGGGCCUGGGAGGGAGGAGCCCUAGGCCAGGCUGGGAUAAGAGUCCCACAGUGUAGGAAAAUCUGAGGACACCUGACAAGGUUACCUCCUCCCCUCCUCUCAGGAAGCACAGGCCUCCUCUGGAGUGAGAGGCUUGACCCACUACAGCACAGACAGGAACAGCACAGCAGCCCUCCCACCCCCACCCCCGUCCCCUCACAGGCAGGGUAGCAGGGGAGGGAAAGAAACUAGGCAUAUGGUCAAACCAGCAGAUCAAAAAGCACAAGGGGCAGGGCCAGGAACCAGGGGCCUUCCCAGCAACCCCUCUAAAGUGGGAAGAGGUCAGACAGUAAGCCAGGGGCCCCUAAUGCAGGGACCAGAAGCCUCAGCUUCCCCAUCUCACCCUCUUCACAGGAUAGCCCCUGUAGGUAAAGCUGCUCCUGCCCUACCCCACUCCACGUGGCUUUCUUUGGUGCCCCCUUUCCCCCCACUGUAGCUGUGAUGUGUUGUAGUUUUUAGCUGUUUGUAAAUGUUAAAAAAAAAUUUAAAAGGAAAAAAGUGAAAACAACAAAAAAAGAAAAUCCAAAUUCACCCUCCUCAUGCUGCGUCUGGCGGUGCCCCCUCCCUGUGGUCACUCCCAUUUUGUAACACUGAACCAGGUGGUGACUGUUUAACUCUUUGGUGUCUGUGCUCAAAGGACUGCUUUCCCCUCCAGUGCCCAGUGUACGAGUGUGUGCCCUUUCCUCACCCUUCACUUGCUGGACGCAGCCCUCUUCCCUGCACCCCCCUGGAGGGACCCAUCCAUCUCCCUUACUCUCCUGGGGAACCCUAAACCCAACUAUGUUGAUGUGAAAAAUGAAAUGAAAACAUUGAUGAAAAAUAAAAAGGAAACAAAUCCUUAAAACCCAAAA
Molecule: messenger RNA, 4646 nt
Organism: Camelus dromedarius (Arabian camel)
Lineage: Eukaryota; Metazoa; Chordata; Mammalia; Artiodactyla; Camelidae
Gene: SV2A
Product: synaptic vesicle glycoprotein 2A
Exons: 13
Coding region: 661-2889 (742 amino acids)
Biological process (GO): transmembrane transport; chemical synaptic transmission
Cellular component (GO): synaptic vesicle membrane; neuron projection
Molecular function (GO): transmembrane transporter activity
Source: RefSeq, a predicted model, not a curated record